CUACGCAUCACUGCUGCACCUGGGCGACGGCCUCGGGUCCAAUCUCACUCCACCACUCUGCACAGCUGCCGUUCCUGCAUUGCCCGCACAGCUCGCCGCCUGGCCGCCCCGGCGCGCAUCCUUGGCUCGCUCUGCACGGCCUGGCCUCCGCGGCUCUCUAGCGCCUGCGGACGCCCAUCGACCUCCCCCUUCGUGCGCCGCGCUUGGGUCCCCUUGCAAUCCUCAACCCUGAACCACCAGAACCCUCUCCCUCAGCUUCAACCUGCAGCUGCGGAGACGCCCGUGGUCCAGAGGGGAACGCCUGACCUUAUCCCGCCAAUCCUCUUCUUUCUCUCUCUGCCGCUCGCAGGCCACCCCCACCACCACCACCCUUUCUCGACAACGCCUGCCGAAAAAGAAUUUUGUCACCUCUUGCUGUCAUUCUUUGUCGCACGACCUUAUCGACGACCAUGGGUCUCUUCAAUCGCAAGAAAGAGUCAAAACAGGCCCAGCAGGCCCCCCAGCCUGACACGGCUUCGACCACCUCCAACGGCUCGCUCAAAGGUCCCUCCAAGCCCUCCACCAACGGCUCCAUGGCCGCCGCGAAGCCCCAGAUCCCCGACAUCCCGCUGGCGAAGGCCCCCGACCCGGCCCUCGACCCCGUCGCCUACUUGCGCAGCAUCUGGGCUGUGAGGGACCGCUCCAAGCUGGUCCUCGACAGAGCCAAGCGGAACCAGCUCAAGCACUUCACCGUCGACAUGUCCAAGUUCUCCGACACGGCUGCCUACGUGGUUUCAAUCAUCAAGCGCGACUUCGCUCCCAACUACGCCGCGAUUCCCGCCCACGGCCGCUGGCAGCACUUUGAAGUCGGCGGUCGCCCGCGCAUCGACCAGCUCAUGGCCACCUGGCCGUCCACUGUCGACAGCCAGGAGCGCACCCGUCGUCUGGUCGAUCUUUUUGUCGUCUCGGUUCUCUUGGACGCCGGCGCAGGCACAAGGUGGCAGUACCGCAGCAAGGAGUCUGGCAAGUUCUACCGCCGCAGCGAGGGCUUGGCCGUCGCCAGCUUGGAAAUGUUCAAGGCCGGCAUGUUCAGCAGCGAUCCCGCCGAGCCGUGCCAGGUCGACAGCGCGGGGCUCAGGAAGCUGGAUGUCAAGACUGUUGCCCGCGGGCUGCAGGUCACUGACCAAAACGUCAUCGAGGGCCUCGAAGGCCGCGCGAGUCUGCUCGUGCGCCUGGGCGAUGCGCUUCAGAACCAGGAGAUCUUCGGCGCUGACGGCCGCCCCGGAAACAUGCUCGACUACCUCCUCUCCCACCCGUCUACCCACGCGUCUUCCGUGCCCAUUGUCCCCUUGCCGACGCUCUGGAAGGUCCUCAUGGACGGCCUCUCGCCUAUCUGGCCCGCAAGCCGCACCCAGAUUGACGGUGUCUCAAUCGGCGACGCAUGGCCGUGCUCGGUCAUGCCCUCGCAUCCAACUACUCCUUGGGAGAACAUUGUGCCGUUCCACAAGCUGACACAGUGGCUCGCCUACUCUAUCAUGGUCCCGAUGAACAAGCUGCUGUCCGUGCACUUCGCGGGUGAGCACCUUCUGACCGGUCUUCCUGAAUAUCGCAACGGCGGUCUGCUGGUCGACACCGGUCUCCUAACGCUGAAGCCCGAGGACUCCAAGCGGGGACUGGCGAACUACCAGCAGAACGCGGAGAAGAAGGGGCAGCCCAGCAUGGAGGUGGUUCCGCUGUUCACGGCGGACGACGACGUCAUUGUCGAAUGGCGUGCAGUCACGGUCGGCUUCUUGGACGAGCUGCUGGCCGAAGUCAACUCCCUGUUGGGCCUCCGGGGCAACGACAAGCUGAGCCUCGCGCAAAUGCUAGAGGCGGGCACGUGGAAGGGUGGGCGGGAAAUCGCCGAAGUUUCGCGGCCAAACACCAAAGAACCGCCGAUCAUGAUCUUGUCCGACGGCACCGUUUUCUAGAGAUACCCCUCCUUUUGCGCUCCAUCAACCGUUUCCUAAAGGUUUUGUCGUCGCUUGGAGAGGCGCGUCAGAGGAGGUUUCCUUCGUGCCCAGCAGGCCCCACAUAAAUGCUGGUGCUCUAUUGUCUAGUUCUUGCGUCCGUCCCGCACAAAGUUCACAUUGGACGUUCAUUCCACUUCACAUUUCUUUUCUCUUCUUUCUCGACCGACUGGCUUUUUUCUUGUCCAUAUCUUACUUUUUCGGGGUUUGGUUCAAAACACUGGGGACAAGGGGCACGGGCAGUGAUGGCGAUAGUUUGACAAGGCGAGGGCGGCUGGGGGCGCGAUUCCCCAUGGCUUCCCGACAUUGCUUUUCUUUUCUGACUUAGAUAUCCUGGCGGAAGACUUUUCACAUUCGUGUCGGCGAGACUCAUUCGGUGGCUUUUUCCCAAUAGGCUUAUAAUGCAAAAAGGUAGCUAAUGAUUUUGCCGCGGCCUUGGCGCCCGUAUCCG
Aplosporella prunicola CBS 121167 is the source of this 2439-nucleotide messenger RNA. RefSeq lists its product as uncharacterized. The record is from RefSeq and is a predicted model, not a curated record. The transcript is spliced from 4 exons. The coding region runs from base 450 to 1949 and encodes 499 amino acids. Lineage: Eukaryota; Fungi; Ascomycota; Dothideomycetes; Botryosphaeriales; Aplosporellaceae.